AUGUUCUCCAAGUCGUCCAGAAUCACCAGGGACCAAACUGUACAGCCAGGAAUAAUGCUGAGUCGGGCGAGAUCUUCAGGUCUGUGCCAUGGCUGUCGCCAGGAUUUCCAAGUCUUCUUUGAAAAUGGAUUUUGCGGACCAGCUGUCACCCUGAAGAAUCGAACAACGCCACUGUCCCUGCGUUCGCGAAGGACAUUCGCACCUCAACAACUCAGAUCCUUCUCUAGGAAAUCCACGAUUUUCCAACGACAAUCUCCUUCAGAAUCCGAUCAGAGACAGGGAGAAUUGGAAAGGGAACGUGUACCCGCAGUUGAUGGCGACCUGGAAAAACUGGAAGUCUUGCAAGAGCUGGAAAAGGCUUUGGGGCGGCCUAUAAAUGAAGCCAUUGACGAAGAUCGAGCUGGACGCGUAUCCAUAAAAGACAUAUUUCCAGACAAGCAAGUAGACCUGGACGAUGACCCGGACAUCGUCGAUGGCGCAAGCGAUCCGCUUGCAAGCUUGCGAGCCGCUGGUGCAUCCUCUGAAGACAUUGCGCGAGAGGCGAGGCAGAUCUACGGAGACAGGCUCCCUUCCGUUGCUCUGCGAAAGGAGGAGUUGAAGAUGUACACACGACUCUAUGGAAACCCUAUUUCAACAUCUUAUGAAGAGUUUCUGGAUGAGGAGGAAGCAAGCACCGUCGCCGAGUCUCGAAACCAGCUCUUGGACAAAGAAGGCGAGCCAAUCGACUACGACCCAGAGCCAGCUGUAUUUGCACGAUUGGAAGUCACCAAGCAAGAGGAGUCUGCCGGCAAUAUCCCGAAGCCUGCGCAAGGAGGCAUUGACUUGAGAGUGACCGGCCAGCACAAUCCAGCACUUUCGUUAUCAGCUGAAGAAAGAGCAACGGAAAUAGCUCGGUUGCUUAGUGGCGAGAUUGUCGGAGAUCAGCAGGAGGAGACUGAGCAGGAUGAGCAAGAUCACAGCAUGCGACAACAUCCAUUCACUCGGCUUGGAAAGUUCGCGACUGCCCCCAGCAGCGUCCUCCUCUCCCAAGAAGACUUUGUGCAACCCGUUCAAAAAAUCCUAGGUCGUUUCUCCAACAAGCAUCUGAAAGAGAUGUGCGAAAAGACCUUCGGAGGACCUGGCUUUCCUGACUCGCCUUUGACACCUAGAUCAGGACGGUCGAGACCCCAAAUACCCAUCCCUCUCGAUGCCUCCCAACAUCUGAUGGGCGAGAUGGAAGCCAAUGCAUUCAUCACCACCAUCAUGCCACCCACGUACGCUGCCAUCAUGUCCGUCCUAGUUGAGACACGCAAGCGACUAGGCACCACAUGGCUGAACAAUCUGAUUGCAAAAGACGGAGGACCACGAGUGCUUGAUGCCGGUGCUGGCGGUGCAGGUAUCCUUGCCUGGCGCGAAAUUAUCAAGGCGCAUUGGGACUCGUUACACACUUCUGAUCAUGACCCCAUCCCUUCACCUCCCCCAACGAAAGCUGUCGUCCUCACCGGUUCCGAUACAUUGAGACAUCGGGCUGCCGCGCUUCUCGAGAAUACAACCUUCAUCCCACGCUUGCCCGACUAUGUACACACUCGCGAUGCGCCGACCCUAGAAGACGAUCGACCGGCACAACAACGGAAACAGUUCGACGUCAUUAUCGCACCCCAUACGCUAUUUGGACUGCAAGAAGAUUACAUGAAAAAGCAAUAUGUGCAGAACCUUUGGUCAAUGCUCAGCCCUGAAGGCGGCGUUCUGAUCUUAAUCGAAAAGGGCAUACCUCGUGGCUUCGAGGCGAUAGCUGGCGCGAGAGAACUCCUACUCGAGAGGUACAUUGCUGUGCCGGAAGGCCGAGUGACAGCAUACAGCAAGUUGCAUAAUGAUACAGAAGACAUUCACACGCGAGAAACUGGUAUGAUUGUGGCGCCGUGUACCAAUCAUGAAAAAUGCCCAAUGUACAAUAUCCCUGGUCUCUCAAAGGGUCGCAAAGACUUCUGCAGUUUCCAGCAACGGUACAUACGACCCAGCUACCUGCAGCGAGUUCUUGGGGCAAAGGAUCGCAACCAUGACGAUGUGGAUUUUUCGUACAUUUCAGUGAUGAAAGGAGAGGAUCUGCGACAUCGACAAGUGCACUCGUGGCGAGGGCUAGAAGACUCUCUUUCUGCUCCGCUCCAUCCAAAUCCCCAGCUUGCGGCAGGGGACUAUCAAAAUUGGACUGAGCUUUCUCAAAGCGGCUUUGAGGAGGUCCAUCCAACAACUAACGUCGCUGACGCUCCGUCAAUAUUCUCCGACGCGGAGAAAAUUCCUUCGACUCUGCCCUUUACGCACAACCUCCCGCGGUUGGUUUUCCAACCAAUGAAGCGUCGAGGCCAUGUGCUUCUCGAUGUCUGUACUCCGUCCGGAAAGAUUGAGCGCUGGACCGUCCCCAAAUCUUUCUCAAAGCAAGCUUAUCGCGACGCGCGGAAGAGCCAAUGGGGCGAUCUGUGGGCUUUGGGUGCUAAAACACGCAUACCAAGGACGCUGAGGCUUGGUGGUGAAGAUACAAAAGAGGCAAAGAAAUCGAGAGGGCGCAAAGAGCGGCUGAAGCAGCAGGCUGAGGAGUUGAUGGAAAAGAUGCAUGAAGAGCAGCUGGAGGAAAUGGAAGACCAAAAGGAGAUGGAGAGGGCUUUCCGGGAGGGGAGAAUUCCAGGUGAAGACGACUAUGGAUUCGAAGGUCGGGAGGCAGUAGGAAGGACGUCUCGGCCAGGCAGGAUCAGGCGGGAAAAAUCAGCCAGCGGUGUUGAGAGCUUCCGGAUCGAGGAUUUCGACAUGGACGCAGUGAACCCACCUCUCUUCCCAGCAAAGACACACGGCGCGACCCCGACGUCCACACAUGAACCUCAUCGUCCUUUGUUGAAGCGAUCACAGACCGCCGCAACGGCAGACCAAGACGAGCAGGGAGAUCUCACAAUUGAAGAACUCCAGACCCUGCAAGAAUGGAACGAACAACUCCAGGGAGGAGAGGGCGGCAUCCCGACCAAAGGUGGGAGAUCGAUCCGACGAUAUUCCAAGUUCGCGCCCAAGGGCUUGAAGACGAUCGCGAGGAAGAGUGGGAAAGUCAGAUGAACACUCGAGGAAAGAAGGUGAUGAAUAUGCCUUCUGUACAACAAGUGUAUUAUAUAUAUAUUAUAUGUACAUGAAUAUGUAGUGAUACCAGGCACCUAGUCUCCCCUUUGUAUAUCUGCUCAGCUAGAUAUAUAUAUUAUAUACA
This is a messenger RNA of Cladophialophora immunda, 3220 nucleotides long. RefSeq lists its product as uncharacterized. Gene Ontology annotation, molecular function: methyltransferase activity; structural constituent of ribosome. Lineage: Eukaryota; Fungi; Ascomycota; Eurotiomycetes; Chaetothyriales; Herpotrichiellaceae. The transcript has a single exon. Bases 1 to 3075 code for a protein of 1024 amino acids. Gene Ontology annotation, biological process: translation. The record is from RefSeq and is a predicted model, not a curated record. Gene Ontology annotation, cellular component: mitochondrial small ribosomal subunit.